AUUUUCAAAAAUUGGUCACACUAUUCCGCAGCUGUUUGCGUGGACAAAAUAUUUUGGAAAAUGAAUGAGUCUGAGAUUCCCAUUGACAUUCACACGCUGAAGCUGCAGGAUUGGCUGGUCAGCAGGAGGAUCGUCCCGAAGAAUGUGCAGCGAGAAAUUAAGGAGAUUCACACAAAAAUUAGCAAUGCCCUCCAGGAUAUGCCUUCCAACGAGCAACUCAUCAAGCUAUUGGCCAGAACAAACAUAAACUACUACCAUGUAAAGGAAAUAAUAGAGAUCCUGAAGCAAACGGAGAAGGAUACAAAGAGUGUGUUUGGAACCUAUGGAAGUCAGCGUAUGAAGGAUUGGCAGGAGAUCUGUCGGCUCUACGAAAAGAACGCCACAUACCUGGCCGAGACGGCCCAGAUCUUUGUGCGAAACGUCAACUAUGAGAUUCCCGGGGUGCGCAAGCAAAUGACCAAGUUGGAGCAGCAGACCGACGAGAGCCUAAAGCGAGCUCAAGACCUGAACAAGCCCGAGACCCAGUUCUUAUCCGAGCACGCCGCUCUUUUGGACCAAUUAGGCGUGAAGGGCGAAAACUUGCAUACAGAGUUCUUGGAGGUGCUGUCUGGUCUGCCCGAUCUGUAUGCCAAGUCGCUGCAGGGAAUCGGAACCAUUCAGGCGGGAAUCGACCUCUACGCUGAGGUUAGCGGCCACAAGCAGCCGCUGCCCAUUUUGAGCCAUUUGGUGGAGUUCGGAAACACCACUGUGUACCAGUACAUUCACAAGGAAGCACCGCUGGUCGUGGAGGAGCCUCCAAUUAGACUUAACCUCAGCGAAGGCGCCGCGCCGAAGGAUUCGGAUAACGCAGCAAAUGAAAUUGACUUUGGUGCUAUCGAUUUUGGCACAGACGACAAUGGUGGGACAUCUUCCACCGUCUCGGCGGAGAUUAUCGAUUACGGGGACUUUGGAAACGUGGACAUGCAGGAGAAUGAUGGCGGUGGUAUCGACUGGGGCAUCGAGAGUGCUCCCACCGAUGCCGUGGAAAUAAACUUCGACAUUCCGGUUGAGGAGUACGGAAUAGUGGUGGAGGGCACCGGCAUGGAUGGUGGCACAGCCAAAGGGGAUCAGGCCUACACCUUGCUGGACUCUCCCAACUAUCGGGAUAGGUUCUUGGAUGAAAUCUACGAACUGGAAUCAUUCCUGAAGCUGCGUCUUUACGAACUCAAGCAGUUGGAGUCCUCCAGUGACAUCAUGUUCUCCCUAAUGGAUAACAUAGCCACGCACGAUGCGGAGAGCAUCAACAAGAUCCUGCGGAAUGUCGAGAAGCUCAUCCAGCAGACCUCCGACGAGCAGACGCGCCAUCUCUUCCAGCUGAAGCACUCGCCGAAAUACGCCAACCUGCUGGCCAGCAAGCUGCAGCAGAUGACCAAGGCCGUGGAGAAGCUUCGCUCCAACCGAGAAGCCCUCAAGAAGCGGGCCGUCGAGCUGCGGGAACAGCGGCAGGAGUUGAAUCCUGUACUGGAGGAACUGAUUGCUCAGACCCGGACGCUGCAGGGCCAUAUUGAAAAGGACAUCUCGAAGCGCUACAAAAAUCGGGUGGUCAACCUAAUGGGGGGUGUUAACUAACUAAAAGCUGUUACUAAUUUUCAAAAAUAAACGGUCAAUUGGGAAGUACA
Molecule: messenger RNA, 1658 nt
Organism: Drosophila bipectinata
Lineage: Eukaryota; Metazoa; Arthropoda; Insecta; Diptera; Drosophilidae
Product: CDK5RAP3 protein homolog
Biological process (GO): regulation of cyclin-dependent protein serine/threonine kinase activity; regulation of mitotic cell cycle
Cellular component (GO): endomembrane system
Source: RefSeq, a predicted model, not a curated record